Molecule: messenger RNA, 1044 nt
Organism: Tricharina praecox
Lineage: Eukaryota; Fungi; Ascomycota; Pezizomycetes; Pezizales; Pyronemataceae
Exons: 2
Coding region: 1-1044 (347 amino acids)
Biological process (GO): regulation of transcription by RNA polymerase II
Cellular component (GO): nucleus
Molecular function (GO): transcription cis-regulatory region binding
Source: RefSeq, a predicted model, not a curated record
AUGCCACACCCAACCCCGCCUCCCACGCCCAAGCCCCAAGACCCGACAACCACCGUCUCUCUUGUCCUAACCCGGUUACACACGCAGCACCCUUCCCUGUCCGCGCCCACCAUCUCCGAAACCCACAGCUUCCUGUCCAAAGCCGCCUCCGUCCCAGACCUUCCAGAGUGGAUCUGGUACGGGAUGCUGCACUACGCGGUGGAGCAGACGGACGGCGGCGAGCACGAAACAGUCGAUUUUGGAAUUCUCGAUGAGGUCCUGGAUGCGGAUUUGGUUGAGAGGGGGAGCGGGAGGGGGGGCAGGGUGCUCGAUAUGCUGUUUUUUUAUAUGUAUCUUUGUUUGGAGGCUGGUAGGGGGCGGGGGGAUGUGAGGGAGGAGGUGGAGGAGGGUGACGAGCCUGUGCUGGAAAGAGGGGAGCAGAGGAAAAAUUUGGAGAGACGGGAACGGCGCAUGGAGGAGCGGAGGAUCGAGGGCGUGGUUACGCCGCCCGCCACGGAGGAUGAGAGUGCGUCUGAGGGGGAGAGGACAGUGAGGAGGAGGAGGAGGAGAAGACAGGACUCGGUAUUGCAGAAGGACGAGGAACCGCAGGAGCUGCACACCCCCCACCACCACCACCAGCAGCAGCAGGAGCAACAACAACAACAACAACAACAACAACAACAACAACAACAACAACAACAAACCCAGCCCCAGCAGAAGAGUGCCGGCGGCAUCGACAUCAAGUCGAUAAUCAUCUUCCUCCUCUUGAUCACGAUCGGGCUGCUUCUGGUAUUCCCGCCAAACAAGGGCACGUUUGCACAUAUCCGACGACCAUGCGAACAGGUGUACUUCCGCACCGUGGCGACGUUGGCGGAGGGAUACACACAGGUUGAGACAACACUCGCACAAACCUACAGAACGCAUUGUCACGAAGGCUGCCAGAGGAUUGUGGAUCUGUUGGUAGAUAAUGCAAGGUACCGGCUAGGGACACUCGAGUUGUCUGGUGGAGGUGGAGGUGGAAACGGAGCUGGAGGUGGGACAACAACGGCAAGGAAGGAGCUUUGA